Harpegnathos saltator (Jerdon's jumping ant) is the source of this 2069-nucleotide messenger RNA. RefSeq names its product 60S ribosomal protein L11. Gene Ontology annotation, cellular component: ribosome. Gene Ontology annotation, molecular function: structural constituent of ribosome. The record is from RefSeq and is a predicted model, not a curated record. Gene Ontology annotation, biological process: translation. The transcript has a single exon. Bases 648 to 980 code for a protein of 110 amino acids. NCBI's taxonomy places the organism in Eukaryota, Metazoa, Arthropoda, Insecta, Hymenoptera, Formicidae.
GAAAAAGUGUCGCUUGGUCUAAAGUGAAAUAUUUCAUCGUUUGUGUAUCACUUCACCCAGUCGCCCAGGCUACUUUGUAUAUCUCGUAUAUCCGUACUGUAACAAUGCACUCGCACGGACAGUCGAAGACGAUCCGCCGCGAUAACUUCCUCAACAGCCACUCCGUACGCAGCCAAGGCAGAUCAGUGAUUACGUACCUAUCUACUUACUAAGAAAUAGUUAAACGCUCGAACUUACUCUAAACGCAGUGCUACUUUGACUCGAACGUCUGCGUGCGUGUAUGCUUCCCGAGCCGACAAAGAAGACCGUGAUCAUGAUGAGAAAUCAAGAUUUCUUUUUCUUCUAAUCUACUAGUCUAUAAAAACAUGAAGAGUCGCGGUUUUCUCCGACGAAUCUCCGACCCUCGCUCAAUGAAGCAAGGCGGCAACUCGAAAAGCACACAUCCCAGCAUUUUGUGUAAAAAUAAUAAUAAAACCAAUGUAGCAACUGCUUGACGUGACACGCUUCAAAAUGGUGGAUACAGUGAAAAUGAUGGAAAAACCUUCGCUUGAACAUUUAUGUAGAAGAGUCCGGCGAUAGACUAACGCGUGCUGCAAAGGUCUUGGAACAACUAACUGGUCAGCAGCCAGUAUUUUCUAAAGCUAGAUAUGCUGUACGUUCCUUUGGCAUCCGUCGGAAUGAGAAGAUGGUUAUGCACUGGCACUGUACAUGAUGUAAAAGCUGAAGAAAUUCUCGAGCGCAGCCUGAAGGUACGUGAAUAUGACUUGAAGAAAGAAAACUUCUCGUGCACUGGGAACUUUGGUUUUAAUAUAGAAGGACACAUCGAUCUGGGGUUUAAAUAUGAUCUCAGCAUUGAUAUUUAUGGGCUGGAUUUCUAUGUUGUAUUUGGACGACCAGGAUUCAACGUAGCACACAGAAGAAGAAAAACUGGUAAAAUCGGCUUCCAACAUAGACUGACAAGAGAAGAUGCCAUGAAAUGAUUCUAGCAAAAAUAUGAUGGUAUAAUUAUAGCUGGGAGAAAAUAAUAUGUGUACCAAUAAAACCAAAAAUGUAUAACAGAAUCUAUCCUAAAUUUCGAGGAUAGAGGAAUUUCAGCGACACGAUUUCUCCAAAAUCGUCAGACAGAAAGGCGGGGGGGGGAUUCGUCGGAGAAAACUACGGAGAUACAAUUUCCUUACAGUCUCACAUUCGCUGCCAAAACGCGGCCGUUUGAUCGCGAGUUUCGUUCGCCUAGAGCGCGAAGAUCCCGAGGGAUUGUUCUUAUGAGCUGAAAAGACGCAUCAAUAUGAGAUACAUAUGCGCAUAGAUACGUGUCUCUGUUUCCGCUUGCCUACUUUCUUAUUGUCCGGCUAUUUUCUGUGUACACGCAUUUUUACUUUCAUAUCACGUUUUAUAUAAUAUUUAGCAUAUAAAUUCGAAUAUCGGAAAACGUAAGAAAAAACGAGGGAACUUCUCGCCCUUUCCUCAUUCUCUUUCUCUCUCGUCUAUAUGCGCGCAACAAUAACUUCUUGUAAAUCUCGUUGAACAAAGUAUAGCGAGCAAAGGUACAAUAAUGAAAUGGCAAUAACUUGCAAUAUCGUAUCGUGCUUUCUAUGUGUUUAAAUUGAGCGACCUAGAAAACUUAUGCUCUGGAAAGGAUCAGAAGAACGAAUAACGCUCCUUUGGGAGGUGCAGAAUUGUCGAAGAGCUGCGAAUACAAUGAUAUCGUGAUGCCACAGUCCAAUUCUUUAAGCCAUUCUAGACAAUGUUGCGGUAUUUUUCGCAAAGAAGUCAAUAAUCAUGUUUAAUGACGAGAAUGGCAGAGCGUAUGUGUGUGUGUAACAAUUUAUUUUACACGAAAGAAUAUUUUAUAAAACAAAAUGGGGAAUACGCGUGCCCUUAUACGAAUACAAUAGUAUGAUAUAAUUAAUUUCGAUAAUGAAAUUAAGCAAAUACGCAUGCAACAUAUCCCGUAAGAAAUAAUUGCAACAUUAAAAAUCUAUAAGAAAUCGCGCAAGAAAAGCACAAAUGCUAAUUUCCGAUGUAUACAUAGGAUAAUCGUACACUUGCUUGCUUUUACACUCCAUAUU